UGAUAUGGGGACUCUUCAACCAGAAACUGUUCUAUGUGGAAUUGACAUUCAGAGUUUAUAUACUUCCAUUCCCCAUAAUGAAGGAUUAGAUUGCAUAGAGGAAGUGCUGCUGGAUACUAAUUUAUCUACUUCAAAAAUCUACUUUAUCAUGGAUUGUCUAAAUAUGGUUCUCACUAAAAAUUAUUUCUCAUUUGAAGAUAAUUUUUACUGGCAAACGCAAGGGACGUCAAUGGGAGCUACGGUAGCUCCCUCUUAUGCAAAUCUAUUUGUUAAUCAUUUGGAGAAAAAAAUUUUCCUUAAAAAAGAGCCCUUUUGCCAACACAUUUUGGCCUAUUUAAGAUUUGUCGAUGACAUUUUGUUAUUGUGGACAGGCCCUGUAGAAUUGCUUAAGCAAAUGAUAGAUGAAGCAAAUGAGAGUCAUAGUACAAUUAAGUUCACAUAUGAAUAUUCUUUCUCUGAAAUUAAUUUUUUGGAUGUAACAAUAAGUCUAACUAAUGGGAUAAUAAACACCGAUUUAUACAGAAAGAGUGUGGAAAAGAACAAUAUGUUACAUGUACGCAGCUUCCAUAGUCCAAAAGUUAAAAAGGCAAUUCCUAAAGGACAGUUUAUUCGUGCAAAAAGAAUUACCUCACGUACAGCAAAAUAUAACGAAGUAAAAUUAAGUUUAACUAAACAAUUUAAAGAAAGAGGAUAUGAGUCAAAUACUAUAAAUAAUGCCAUGAAAGAAGUUGACACUAUCCCCCGCAGCGAAUUACUAUGCCAAAAAAAGAAAGAAUGUAGUAAUCAGAAAAUAGCAUUUGUUUCUACGUUUAACUCUAAUAGUAAUAAAAUGGAGAAUAUUAUUAAAAAAUACUGGCCUUUAAUACAGGCAGACAGACAAUUUGGCCAUUUAUUUACUGAGCAGCCUCGUUUUUGUUACAAAAGGGGUCGUAGUCUCAAAGAUAUACUUUACCCAUCGGACACUCGCCAAAAGAAAUCGCUUUUCCAAGGCAGGAAAAAGAAAGGUACCUAUCCCUAUCUGAGCUGCAAUUGUUGCUCGUCCAUAAUAAAAGGCUCUAAGAUUAAUCACCCUAGUAAGGGAUAUGAAAUUAACCUAAACGUGUACGCAACGUGUAAAUCUACUCACAUGGUUUACUUGUUGAAAUGCCCUUGCGGUCUAGGGUACGUAGGUCAAACCUCAAGGGAAGUAAAAAUGAGAAUUCAAGAGCAUAAAAGGAACAUUAAAAAUUUCAAGGAAAACACACAGACAGAUACUUCUAUUUCCAAACAUUUUUUUAUUUGUAAACACAAUCUGAUGCAACUGCGUUGAUGUGUCCUUGAUGAAGCAGCUAUAGAUAAGCGAGGAGAUAAUAGAGUCAACAGAUUGCUACAGACUGAAGGGAGAUUGAUCAAAAAAUUAGGUACACUCCACCCAGACGGUUUAAAUGAUUCUUGGAGUUUAAAAUCGUUUUUGUAAACUUGCUUAAUGGAAUCUUUUACUUUGCAGACCUUGAAACUCGAAAAGCUUAAAGGAAACAAAAUGCUACAUUAACGGCAGAAGUAGGGUGUUGAUUUCGUGUGGAUUGUAUCAUAUUAUGCAUUUAUUGAAUGACAGGUGCACAUUGGACACUUUGUAACUGAAUUUUUGCACAGCUGAUACUAAUUGUAUCAUUUUUUGGCAACAUUGCACAGAGCAGCACUUACGAAUAAGAUUGGACAUUAACCCACAAGUAAAAGAUAUGGAGAAAAGUCCUUUUUAAAAGUUUUUUUAAAAAAUGGUUUUUCGAUUUUUACCUUUAAUUGUAUCUAAUUAUCCAAGAUUGGAUGUUGAAGAUCACAUGGGUGUGAGGGGUGUGUUUAAAAGGUUCACUGUGUACCUGUAAGUUUACACUUGAGAAAGGGCAACACCUGCCCGAAACAUGUCGUGUAAAGCAGCAUGAAUAAUAAAUAAUCACAAGCAGUUAAUCUGCGUUUGAGUGCUCUCCUCUCUUUCAGCUUUUAACAGCUGCAAUACUUUGUCACCACCUUUUGAUGACUGGUACAUUUUCUCUAUCCCCUGAAUCUUUAAGAAAUCAAUAUCACCAUUACUGCACUCCAAAAAAUGUCUAGAUAUUGUAGUGGUGGAACUACGGGAUACAAUGCUGUUAAUAUGCUCCCGUAUUCGGCUUUUUAGACUCCUGGAAGUGCACCCCACAUACUGUGCGUUACACUUUUUACAUGUUAACAAAUAUAUAAUGUAAGAGGUGUUACAAUUGAUAUAACUUUUCACUUUGUGUCUAAUGGUUGUACUGCUGCUCACAACCUCAGAAGAUCUCGUAAUACAACGCGUAUCUCCACAAUUGUAUGUACCUACUGUGCUUAACCAAGUUCUGGGACUGCUAUUUCUAUUACAGACAUCACUGGGUGACAAAAUAUUCCCCAAUGUUUUUGCCCGUCGGGUCACAAAUCUACACCCGUUCUCUAUCACUCUCUGUAGUUUAUCAUCCCCAUUCAACAGGGGAAGAUGUUUCUGCACUUUUCUCCUAAUCUCAUGAUACUGCUUACUAUAGGUGGUGAUAAACAUAGGUAAGGCACUUUUAGACGUUUUUUCAAGUGGUCUUACUUUGUGCAGAAAUGUCCUUCUAUCUUCUCUAAAGGCUCUAACGAAAGCUGUCUCUAAAGGUGGUAACGAAUAUCCACGCGACCAGGGCCGGAACUAGGGGUAGGCAG
Xenopus laevis (African clawed frog) is the source of this 2688-nucleotide messenger RNA. RefSeq lists its product as uncharacterized. The coding region runs from base 5 to 1309 and encodes 434 amino acids. The record is from RefSeq and is a predicted model, not a curated record. The transcript is spliced from 2 exons. Lineage: Eukaryota; Metazoa; Chordata; Amphibia; Anura; Pipidae.